Molecule: messenger RNA, 3025 nt
Organism: Epinephelus lanceolatus (giant grouper)
Lineage: Eukaryota; Metazoa; Chordata; Actinopteri; Perciformes; Serranidae
Source: RefSeq, a predicted model, not a curated record
AUGGGUAACACCUUAAUCAACCACUUUAUGUACGCUGAUGAUUUGGCCAUUAUAUCUCCCAGUAGUGCAGGGUUCCAACAGCUUCUCAACAUAUGCUCAGACUAUGGAGUCAAGUUUGACAUCAAGUAUAAUGCCAAAAAGAACAGAAAUACACCGACUCCUGUUCAUUGUCUGAACAAGAAGAAAUCUAUUCACAUCUCCUGUGGAAAGGACCACACUGCUGUUUUGACAAAGACUGGUGCAGUGUUUACUUUUGGCUCCAGUCAGUAUGGACAGCUUGGGCACAACUCAUUCAACGAUGAACUACGACCUCGGCUUGUUGCAGAGCUCUGGGGGGCAAAGGUCACCAGGAUUGCUUGUGGACGACAUCACACAUUAGUGUUGACAGACUCAAAGAAGGUCUACUCCUUUGGGUGUGGAGAGCAGGGGCAGCUGGGACAUGGAGAGGAGAGUCAUCCAUCUGUGCCGCUACCUGUUCAACUGCCACAGGACACUGCUGAUGAUGCUAAAAUUAGAAACAUCUUCGCAGGAGAAAACUGUUCAUUUGCAACAUGCACAUCUAAUGAGGACAUUCAUGAGGACUCAAACACUGACAGUGUCAACAAUGUAACACAACAUUGUCUCGACAACAUGAUUGACAAAUGGAUCUCUGAAUGUGACUUAAAGUCAUGGAAAAAGAUAAAACAGCAAAUUCACAAGAUGUUUUCCUCUGCAUCCUGUGUGAAUGCAAGCUUUCUUGAGCAAAGCAAAGACAAACAUUACCAGACCUCACCAAAGUACUCUGGCUUAAACUUGAAACUUGCACGACUUGCUUUCAAGAAACUGGUGAAGAAGGACGAUGUUUUCGCAGAGGUCGAGGCUGCUGUCCUGCACCUGCUUCCCUCUCUUGAUAAAAAGCCAGUGAGUGUGGAGGGAUUGAGGAUCUUCCUGCUUCUCAAUGAGCUCCUACAUGCGAUCCAGAGACACAAACGGCGUCAAACAAGCACAAAGCUCGCUGAGGCGGUCGCUGCUGCUGUAGUAAACUUGUCUGCUGACAGCCUGCAGGUCAUAGGGGACUGGUGGUCCUCACUGUUGCCCUCCACCAUGGUUAGACAUGUUAAGGUGUGGAAGCAGGCCCUGUCAGUGAUCCUGUCCUCUAAGUGUGUUCCUCGCAACUCUGGAGACAGAAACCUGCUGCUAGUCCUCCAGUACAUGUACAAUGCCAACAGCAGGAUUGCAGAACCUCAAAAAAUGCCAGACAGUGAUUUCUGUUUGUCUAUUGAGAAAGACUUUCUUCAGGAGGAUCUACGGCUUUGGCGUUUACGGUCAAAACGCAAGAAUGGGCAUGCUGAGCCACUUAUCCUCUGUAGCUUUCCGACUGUGAUGGAUCUGGAGUCAAAGAAAUUUGUUUUUGACCUGAAUGCUGAUUGCACCAAGGUGGAGGUGCUUGAACGCAAAUUCUUGGAUAUGUUUUGGGAAUUUGGUUUAAUUCUCCCGCCGCCGGAAGAUGUGCUCUUAAAACUGGACGUGAGGCAAGCAUCAGUUUUGGAGGACACCUUUAAACAACUGGCUGCUGCUCGUCACAGUGACUACAAGUGUCCACUUUUGGUUGACUGGGGUGAAAAAUUGACAUUUGAUGAUGUACCGCUCUACAUGAAAGACUUCUUUUAUGAAGUGUUUCACGAGAUGGUGUCAGCUGAGUCUGGGAUGUUCAUGUUCAACAACUCCAAAACGCUGGCAUGGUUCCCCUCCAAACAGCCAAAACAAGAGGACCAGCGAUACUUCCAGUUUGGAGUUCUGUGUGGAUUGGCUUUGUACAACAAGUGCAUCAUACACUUACCCUUCCCACUGGCUCUGUUCAAGAAGCUGCUGGGUGUUAAGCCUUCACUGAGCGAUAUGAUAGAGUUCAGCCCAUCUGUUGGAGAGAGUCUGCUGAACAUCCUGGAAGACUACGAAGAUGAUGUCAUAGAAAACCUCUACAUGGAUUUUUUUAUCAGCUGGGACGGGACAGAGGUUGCGCUUGAUCCUGAAAAUCCUGAGAAGCCAGUGACAGGUCAAAAUAAGAAGGAGUUUGUGGAUGCCUACGUGAAUCAUGCUUUCAAUGCAUCAGUGGAGAGUGUGUUUCAGGAGUUCAAGCGAGGCUUCUUCCAGGUGUGUGACUGGGAUUUGGUGAAGCUCUUCAGACCAAAGGAGCUGCAGGAAGUGCUGGUGGGCAAAGACUUCCAUGACUGGGCAAAGCUGAAACAGAACACAGGUUAUGAGGGGGAGUUCAAUACCACACCACCACACCCCACCAUACAGAUGUUUUGGGAGGUUUUUGAUGAACUAACUGAGGAUCAGAGGAAAGCUUUCCUUUGGUUUGUGACUGGUUUUGACAGGGUGCCUGUUCUUGACAUGGAAAAGAUCAAGAUGACAAUCAAAGUCAGCCCAGCCCAGGACCUCUCCUACGACCAGCAGUACCCUGAAACACAUACAUGUUUCUCAAACCUGGAGCUGCCCUUAUACUCAACCAAAGAGAUCAUGAAAACCAUGCUGACAGAGGCCCUGAGCAAAAACAGAAGAAUCUGUGAAUGAUGGUGGGACUGUACUGUGACUGUCUCUGUACUGAACAGAGGACUUAACAUGUAACACAGCAGUGCCUGUGUAUAAGCAGACACCAAGGGUUUUAAACUCUCUACAAUAAUCGCAUGUUUGGGUGUAAAUAAAAAACACAUGCCUCAUAAUGUAUAACACUGAUAUAGAUAGUAUAGUGUUUGUAAAUACAUUGCAGGGAAGUCUUAAGUAAGUGAUUUAAUAAUAUUUCUUUUAACAAGUGUUACAACUCCUCAGAUAAUAAAGAGUGUGAUAGAGUUUGUUAUUCUGGGACCAAGUUGAAUAAAGAUCUGCACAAAAUAAAUGUGAACUGUAAAGCAUACCCCUCUGUGUUAUAAAGACUAUGCAUGUUUGUUAUGUUUAUCAAAUGAGAUUUCCCAAAACUUAAAUAUAAUAAUGUAAAAUAUUUGAAACGUAACAUUUUUCAUGGUGGUGCAAUAAAGUAUAAAUUCUC